CAAAAUUGAAAAUUUCAAGCCUUAUUUUCAAUUAGAAACCCUAACCCCAACCAUUUCAAACCCUUCUGCGCGAUUUACACUUGUUUGUUCAAUUUCCUCAUCGUUGCUUGUGAAGUUGUCUCUGCUCGCUUCGCCGUCGUGCUUGUCGCUACUCGCGCGCCGUCGUGCUCAUCGCUGCUCACAUCGCCGUCGUGUUCGUCGCUGCCCUGCAUUUCCUCAUCGUUGCUUCUGAAGUUGUGUUCCUCUUUGCUCGAGUCACCGUCGUGUUACUCUUUGCUUGCUUCGCCGUCGUGCUCGUCUCUGCUCGCGCGCCGUCGUGCUUGUUGCUGCUCGUGCUCCUUCGUGCUCGUUGCUGCUCGCAUCGCCGUCGUGUUCGUCGCUCUGCAUUUUAAGCUUCUGAAUUUUUCUCUGCUCGAUUCCAAUUUGCUCGCCUUCUUCUACUUGUGACAUUUUGCUUGGCCCCUGGCUGGGUGCUGAUAUGCUCUGCUCCCCCGUGGUGCUCGUGCUCUUUCCAUCACAGAUAGACUCCUUGCUUUACUCAGCUUUGUUAUGGCUGAAGUUGACGAGAAAUUCUGGGAGAAGGAAGAGGUUGAUAGAUUCAGCAAAGUUCAAGAGAGUUUCUUGACAAGUUCUUCAACUCUCAGUAUACUUGAAUUCAUGUUAGUGGUCAAAAUUGUUAUACUUAGAACUUUCAUGAAAAUAAAUGCUGUGGUUAAUAACCUGGAAGAUGCUCAUGAGAUGCUUGACACUGCAAUCUCAACCGCACUGAAAGAAAGCAAACCUGUUUAUAUCAGCAUCAGCUGUAACUUGGCUGCAAUUCCUCACCCCACUUUCAGUAGGGAGCCAGUUCCAUUUUUGUUGUCUCCAAAAUUGAGUAAUCAAAUGGGGUUGGAGGCAGCAGUAGAGGCUGAAGCUGACUUCCAUGGCAACAUGAGUGUCUAAAAAUACAAGUACUAUGUGAGCAAAUUUUUCUACUGCCAAGUUAGCAAGGGGAUGAAAUUUGUAGGAGGUGAAACUGCAGCGUUGAGCAGAGUAUAUGAAUACUCUUGGAAGAAGGUAAGAAGUUAUAUUAAAGUGUUAAUGCAAAUCUAUGUUAUGAAAUUGUUGCUCCAACUCCAAACUGAUAUUUCAUUAGGAUAGUUCUUCUAGUUAUGCAUUUCAUGUACAGAGAAUUUAUCAAUAACUCUGCAUGACCGGUCCAAGGGGCCAAUGGAGACUAUGGUCGAUUUGGAAAAUCUGUGUCUUGUUACAUUGGGUUAUCUAACUCAAUUGUGAGAUUUCACAUUUGUAGGAUUUGCUAAAGGUAUAUAAAGAGACCAGAAAUGGAAUGUUAGGACUUGAUUACUCCACUAAGUUCUCACCAUGACUUGCAUUUGGAAGCUUGUCUCCUUGUUUAAUUGUUAACAAAUUUGCUUUCAUUAUUCAAAAUAUUGGCAUAAAAAAUUAUUUGCUUGUAACCAUUAAAGAUGCUGUUUGAUAUUUAAGUUAACUUGAACUUGGUAAUGAUUAAAAAGUGCAGUUGUGAAUGCAAUUGUGCCGCUUUUAAAAUAUGAAUAAGUAUAUAGCUGAAAUCUUGCUUAUUUAUGUAAUUAUUUGUUUUGACAUCUCAAAUUAUUGCUUUAUUGAAUAGCUGAAGAGCUAGGAGAAUUAUUUUUACAUGGUGGUUAUAUCUACUAGUUCUUCUCCUUCCUAUACAAGAGUUCAGAUCAGUAUUUCUUUGGGGGGUUUUAUGAAAAGCAGGUUUUACUUUCAUGCUUUUUCUUCAUCUAAUUUUUUCACUUAUUUUCCUAUGCAUAUUUAGAAGUGGUCUAAAUUAUUAGAGUUAAUUAGUGGGUUGAAGAACAUGUCUCAGUUUAUAUAAGAACUCUUUUCAUAAAUAUAUUUAACAAAAAUGUAGUGCCACUGCAACCUAAAGAGGGUUUUGUCACUCAUCCUUACAAGAGCUCAAGGUAACUAAUAAUAAUAGAUAGCAUCCUUGUAAUUUAUAUAUGGAAGUUAGUUAAUCAAGUAGUAUUGGCUGCAAAUUCAAAGAAAUUAAAGCACUAACUAGUUGAAUUGCUGAUACACAUGGCAGAGAAGUAUGACAAAAAAGGCAAGAGGUAUUGGGAUGCCUUCUACAAGUACCAAAAGGACAAGGUAUAUGGUUGUUUGUUUAUUAUGUUUUAUUUAGUUGAUACUAGGUAAAAUAUUAUUUUUUUAAUUAGAAUUAGUUAUAAGCAUUUUUGCCAUUGGCUUCAUUGUUUUCGGAAUUAUAAGCAUUUCAGAGCCCAAAGGUACCUAAUUUGCACCACCAUUGGUUUCAUUGUUUUCGAAAUUAUAAACAUUUCCAUUCAUGUCCAUUCUUGUCAUGGCUUGCAAGUGAGCCUUUUAUUAAAAUUUAAUUGGGGGAUUAUAUUGUGCGAUUCCACAUGGACAUUUUUAGUGAUAAUGUUGCGUGAACAAAUUAAUGGUGAUGACUAGUGAGUGUAUUUGGCUGAUAGUGAUAGUCAACUAAAAAUGCCUCCUAAGCCUUACUUCUAUCCAUUUGAGAGUUGUGGAGAUGCUAGUACAAGAUGAAGACUUACUAAAAAUGUCUCCUAAGCCUUACUUUUAUCCAUUUGAUGAACCUGAAGACGAAGUUGGAGAAGAUAACAGUUCAAGGCUAUCCUCUAAUAUGUCCUCAAUUAGUGGUUCCAAAGAAUAGAACUGUUCUAUUUGGACUCUGAUCUGAAAUAAAUUUGCAAGAUCUGCAUCUAGAAGGAGUUUAGAAGGAAUUUUUUAGAUUUAUUUAUUAC
Messenger RNA from Arachis ipaensis, 2774 nucleotides. RefSeq names its product pyruvate decarboxylase 1. Gene Ontology annotation, molecular function: pyruvate decarboxylase activity. Gene Ontology annotation, cellular component: cytosol. NCBI's taxonomy places the organism in Eukaryota, Viridiplantae, Streptophyta, Magnoliopsida, Fabales, Fabaceae. The record is from RefSeq and is a predicted model, not a curated record.